This is a messenger RNA of Oryza brachyantha (malo sina), 1197 nucleotides long. RefSeq names its product 23.6 kDa heat shock protein, mitochondrial-like. NCBI's taxonomy places the organism in Eukaryota, Viridiplantae, Streptophyta, Magnoliopsida, Poales, Poaceae. The transcript is spliced from 2 exons. Gene Ontology annotation, biological process: response to heat. The record is from RefSeq and is a predicted model, not a curated record. Bases 326 to 994 code for a protein of 222 amino acids.
GUAAAUGAAUUUAUUCCUAUGAAAUUUCUGUAAAUCUUUUGUGUUCCAAAGGAGACAUUUGCUUUCUCAUGUUCCCGCAUCAGCGUUAAGCUAGACUAGACGUAAAGGUGGUGGUAAUUCUGCUUCAUUCUCGUGGGCGCUACCAGAAGGUUUUGGAUGUCUUCCCCCUCUUUCCAGACGCUCUCUCCGGACUCAUCUACUCUUCUCUCUCACUUUAUAUACCAAACACUUCGCAUGGUGGCAUCGCCAUCUCUGGACCAAUCGACAAGUUUACGUCGUCGUGAUUCAGUGCACACCAUAGUUUGGUGCUACUACUUUGCUGGCCAUGGCUUUAGCUCGCGUGUGCCUCAACAAGGCCCUCGCCGUCGCCGGGCGCUCUCUCGCGGCGCCGAGGCCAGCGAUCGCCGCGCCGCCGCCGGCAGCCAGCUUUCAUGCACUCUUCUCGUCGGCGGCAGGUGACACCACCGCUCCUGCGAAGGGCGAGGGUCACAACAGCCGGGAGGUCGCCGUCGUGGAUCGCUCGCGCCGCCGCUGCCCGUGGCGAGACCUCCGCGACCUCGUCCCGUUCCGCCUCGUCGACGGCAUCGGGAGCGCGCUGUCGCAGGUGGCGGGGACGCUGGCCCGGCCGCUGGAGCGGCUGGCGCCGCCGUCGUGGCGGUCGCCGGCGGGGAAGGUGCGGGAGGACGAGGAGCGGUACCGGCUGCGGUUCGAGGUGCCGGGGCUGGGGAAGGACGACGUGCGCGUCUACGUGGACGACGACGGCGGCGUGGUCGUCAUCCACGGCGAGAAGCACGAGGAGGAGGAGCACGCCGGCGACGGCGACGACGAGCAGUGGGCGGCGUCGACGUACGGGGUCUACCACGCGAGCCUCCUCCUCCCGGAGGACGCGCGCGCGGAGGGGAUCACGGCGGAGGUGCGGGACGGCGUGCUCUACGUCACCGUGCCGCGCGCGCCGGAGAGGAAGCGGAGCGUCACCGAGGUCAAGGUCCAGUAGUAGGAGCGGUGCCACGUGGGCUCGUCAGACGGGCUUUCCUGGGCCUUAAUCCCAGCCCAUCAGUGUAACCACGCCUGGAUUUGAACUCAAAUACCGGCGCACAUACAUGCAAUAUGUUCGGGAUUUAGCCUAUAUCGUUGGAAGGAUGGAUGUAUAAAAUAACGGAUUAGUGUACCGGAAAUAAAAAGAAGUCCAGAUUAAGA